Molecule: messenger RNA, 744 nt
Organism: Cavenderia fasciculata
Lineage: Eukaryota; Evosea; Eumycetozoa; Acytosteliales; Cavenderiaceae
Exons: 5
Coding region: 1-744 (247 amino acids)
Source: RefSeq, a predicted model, not a curated record
AUGACUACCUAUUCUUUAAAAUUCUCAUUAUCACAAGCUGGUCUCGCCGCUCUUGCCUCUGCCCAGGAAAAAGUUUGUGUUGUCAAGUCUGUCAAUGGAACUGUAUCAAAUGUUGUUUGGUUAUCAAUUAAACCAUUCUUGGAAAAUUCUAUUGAAUUUAAUGAAGCGUAUGGACUUUAUGCUAGUAGCACUCAAAUCCAAAAGGGAGCCAAGAUUUCAAGAAUCAGUAAUGUUGCCUCUUGCUCCAAGGGUCAUCAAUACCCAUUCCUUGAUGCUGGUUAUUUUGGAUCUGCCAACAGUUCAACUGCCAAGGGAUACGGUAUUGUAAACCAUUAUGGUGAGGCAUUGACAUUUGGUCUCACCCAAACAGCCAUUGUCAAUGGAAAGUCUGUUGACAGUGAGUUGAAUGCCACCACCGUCCUCAACAACCAAAUGGCCGAUUACACACCUAUCGUCACUCUUUCCAUCUAUGUUGCAGCCUCUCUCAACAAUGGUAGUGUAUUUUCAGAGAUCUCUGGUGAACCACUCACGCUCACCUACACCUCUGAUACUGAAAAGAUCAUCCACUUUGAUGACACCCAAAAUAUAUUUUAUGGAGAUGAUAGUAUCGAUCAAGAAAAGGAUUGGUUCUCAACACUAAUACACAACGUAGAGGAGACUAUUUAUAUAAAUCUUAUCUUUAUUCAAUACAAAUAUGAUGGCAAUGCAUGGGGUGAUAAAAAGUAUAUAUCAGAACCAAACUAA